Molecule: messenger RNA, 5077 nt
Organism: Cottoperca gobio
Lineage: Eukaryota; Metazoa; Chordata; Actinopteri; Perciformes; Bovichtidae
Product: low density lipoprotein receptor adapter protein 1
Exons: 10
Coding region: 273-1331 (352 amino acids)
Source: RefSeq, a predicted model, not a curated record
GUUGAUAAUCUUAGUUAACUGUUGUACAUAUUGAACCCCUAAGAACACAACUUGGCAAUAGUGCAUCCACUAAAGCUCCAUAAACCACAGAAAGUGCAAUUUUAAGGUCGUUAUCCAUAAACUCAUUAAUGAGUGUAAGUCCUUCACAGUACAACAAUACUGUGAUGAUUUUUUCCAUUAAGGUCACUGCUUGAGACAGGAGCACUUUGGACUGUCAGCUCAUCAAGGUUAGAGGGACACGCCCUUAACUUUGGAGACGGUGCAGUAGGUGCAUGUGCUUGCUCUCAGCUGGUUCCCGGUCUCUGUGGUGGGAAGAGAACACGAGAGCGAUUCAGGGUGGGAACUUCUAUCAGUGGGCUCUCUCUUCGCCUUAUUCCUAUUUGGCGCAUCCUCCGUCGAGCCCAGCCUGCUGUAUUUACCUCCCUGUGGUACGGAGACUGGGGAAUCCACCUGCGGGAGAGCAGACACACCUCGGGAUGGAUGCGCUGAAAUCCGCCGGCAGAGCGAUUAUCAAGAGCCCGGGAGUUCCGCGGCACACAUGGGGAACUUCAAAGCACGAAAAGCUUCCAGAGAACUGGACGGACACCAAGGAGACUCUGCUGGAGGGGAUGGUGUUCAAUGUGAAGUACCUGGGAAUGACUCUGGUGGGCCAGCCCAAAGGAGAGGACAUGGCCUCGGCUGCCAUUCGUAGAAUUGUUGCCACGGCCAGAGCCAGUGGUAAGAAGUUUCGGAAAGUAACAUUGACAGUCUCACCCAAAGGCAUCAUCAUGGCGGACACGGAGACUACAGACCUCAUAGAAAAUGUCUCCAUAUACAGAAUCUCGUACUGCACAGCAGAUAAAACUCAGGAUAAGGUCUUCGCAUACGUCUCUCAAAGUCAGUUCAACGAGACCCUGGAGUGCCAUGCAUUUCUCUGCCAGAAGAAGAAGAUUGCUCAGGCUGUGACAUUAACUGUAGCCCAGGCCUUUAAAGUUGCCCUCGAUCUUUGGGAGAUUGCUCAGGAAGACAAAAGCAAGAAGGCCAGGACCUGCUGUACUUGUGCAGCAAACAAAGGGCAGACCGAGAAAACAGAGUCUCAGUGUGUCCCAGCAGAUCCAGAGGCACACAAGCCUGUUGGGAUGGAGGAGAAGCUCCGGAGGCCCUUCUUCUCCGCUUCACUCAGCUCGCCCUCGCCUCGUAGUAACCCGACUCGAAGGCGACCAAUCAAACACGACUCUUGGGACGUGGAAGAUGGACUCGAUGAUGCGUUCUCAAGCAACAUGGAAGUAGAGGAGAUGGACACCGACUGGCCGAGUCCUGCUCCCAACACGUCUCUGACAAUGCAGCUCUGAAACCCUGGGAGGUCUACAAAGGAAAUCUGUUGUAUAUCUGCAACAAUGAGUUUGUGUAACACAUGCCGGCAAUAGCUGUCCAACGUUCAGCACCGCAGAAAUUAGACGGAAAUCCCCUCAGGCCCCAAAACCAACAACAAACGCAGCACACAUCACUUGAACAGAGAGCAAAACAUGUCACGCUUCCCGGUGCACAACCUGAAUCAGAGAGGCUCUGUUUGGUUUUCUGUGGCUGCUGCAGAGAAGACAACAUGGAUACCCCGAUAUUAUAAAACUGAUAUUUGGCUGCCAGUCAACACACACUCCACUCAGUGUCAACAGCCAUCUUCAGCCAUAUUCAAUCUCACACAAACUGCCAGAUGAAAGACAGUGCACACGAUGUGCAACACAGCACUGCAAGACGAGAACAAUUCCACAUUUCUACUCCAGAAGAAGAUGAAUACCAAGUAUGGAGUCUACUUCUCUUAAUCCAAAUUUCUUCACGAUUCCACAAUGAAGAUUUUCUCCUCCAUCACGAAGAGAUGUGUGCACAUAAGGCUGUCAUCGCUUUCGGAAAAUGUGAAAGCUAUCUGACCUUGCCGUUUGCUUGACGGAGUAACCGCUGCAAGUUACUGGAAGAAGUCCAGGUCAUCAGCAAAGCUGGUAUAAAUCUUCAGUCAUGAUAUUUGAUGAAUUAUGCAUUCGUUACUCAGUUUGUUGUGCUGAUUUAAGCAGUUCUUCAAAGAAUGAAAAGGCAUGUGAUAUAGUAAAUAGAUGACAAACAUAAAUAUGUCAGAAUCCACCUUGGAAAUGAAAUGUUUCUAACAUUUACAGAAUGUGGUACAGUGUAUACAACCAAUCAAACGCAGUUACCUUUUGUUUUGGACUGCCUACUUUGUGUAUACAAUGACUUUAAAGCACAUCUCUUGGCCUUGUUCAGCAGAUGAAUUUGCUCAGUUAUUAGGAUGCUUUAGUUUGUUAUACUCAAUGACGGUAGUGGUGGGUGGCAUCAAAUAAUAAAAAAUAAUAUCAAACAAAGAAUUCAGUUACUCGUUUUUUUAUCCACUUUUGUGACCAAAAUUCAACAGAAAGGUUGCGUGAUUAAAAAAGUGAACAUUAACCAUGACAACUGAGCAACUUAAUGAGCUGAGGAAGGCCAUGAGAUGUUGAAAAAAGCUUUAGAAGGUCAAGAAUGAACCUUCAAGCGCAGCUUUGCUCUACAGCGUCAGACACUUACCGUCUCAUUAUUUGGGAAUAAAGGUACAAUAUGCAGCAUUUCCCCUAAAAAAAACAAUGUACAGACUCAUAAAAAAAAAAACCCACCUCAAUCAUUAUUUAUGACCCACUAAAACUGUAUGGUGGGGUCUUUAUCUCCCUGUAGCCCUCUGCCUGUGUUUUCUCUUUUGCUCUUGUUUUGCUGUGUUUGGGACGUUUCUUGGCAUCAGCGAAGGCGGGCGUGCCCUAUCUCGCAAUGUUACCGAAAGUGAAAUUAAUUUGUGUACCCGCCCAUUGAUUUUGGGUAGCCAUAAAAUGUUACAAGUUCCUCAUUGGCUUGUGCUACAGCUACUCCCUUCCACCAAGUUUCACUUAAAUCAAGCCGGUAGUUUCUCCGUAAUUGCUGACAAACAAACAAACGGAACCGAAAACAAUUUAGGCAAUUAAUUGAGGCACUGGAUCAUACAUUUCCCAUAAUGCAACUUGAUAGUGUCUUUUAUUAGAGACGCACAUAUUCCAAACUCAAAUCUCCCAUUUUGUAAGACUGGCUUUUAGUUAAAAAUAAGAAAGACGACAUCACUAUGACAUCAUACAGCCGUUUUAGUACUAUUCAUGACGAGUAAACUGAACGUAAUGUAUGAAAUCGAUGGAGUGCCCCUUUAAGAUAGACAAAUGUUAGUUUUUAUCAUCUUGAAUCCUUAAAAAAAACACAACAACCUUAUUAUUGCAAGAAAUGUAGAUGAUUCAAUAAUCAAAAUGAAUAAUCAAUUGAUAACCUUUGUGCUUGCUUGCUUUAUGUUAACAAUGUCAAUAAAUUGUGUUUGUAAAGUAAAGAAAACACAAUCUUUGUAAGCUGCCACUGUACAUAAAGAGAACUGCGAUGAUGAACGGUUACGAGGACAAGUGUAUGGCGAGGCCAAACUACAAGACUAAAGAAACAUAUUUCCAUAUGCUGUAUUUUUUCAAUGUCAAAGUUGUGUAAUUUAUGUAUGCAUAUAGUAUCACUAUAAAUGAAGUAGGAUGAAUAGAUUCAGGCCUUCACACAGGUUGUUUUUAAGACAUAAUUAUCACUCUUGUUGAGAUGUGAAUGUGUAGACGCUUGUAAGUUUUGCACUAGGUUAGACAAUUUGUACAAAUGUAAUUGUAUGUGGUUUUUAUCACUGCAGGAAUUGCUUUAUUUUUUCAAAAUAGCCACCAGUAACCAACGUAUAAUAUACAAUGAUUAAGUCAAAGUCCUAUUCAAGUCAGUAAACACCUGUCACAUUGAUCAACACGGUUCAUAUGUUCCUCUCUGUACUUCAAUUCGUGCCGUAAAACACACCCUUUCUCCCAGAUCUCAUUAUUAUCAUCAUUGCUCUCCUUAGACGCAGAUGCAAAUUAUUUUUAUCCACCACUCAGAUGACGUUAACCCGUCAAGAGGAUAUUAUAUUUUGCCCCGGUCUGGCUGAAGUGGUCCGUCUCUCUGUAUUCAGGGCAUCAUGACUGAGGCGGGAGGUAGCGGGAGGGCUCGGUGUUGUUGUCAUGACACCCGCUGCAGAAUAAUUGGAUGGCUCAUCAGGUUACGCCAUGAAGCUUUAAUUGCAUUGUUUAGUUCCCGACUGGCUGAAAUACAGACUUUACAUCAGAAGAAAGCUCUUCACUGUAUCAUAAAUAGCCUCCAGCAUGUCUGUGGAGGAUCUAUUGAGCCAUGUUUGCAAAAAAAAAAUGCAACGUCGUUAUUUUUGCCUCACCUCUCCGUCGAACGUCUUUCCUCACGAGUAGAAGUGAUUUUCUCACAUUUUCAGGUCCGUCAUUGAUUUGACUGAUUGAUGUGCGGAUGUUUCAGUGCUUAUUGAGUUAUAUUCCGGAUGUGGGCUGUUGUCCAGCGGCUCUCGGACGGAGAACAAUGGUAGUAAAAGAAAAAAAGAUGCAUUAUUAUCCAAUGCAGAGACGUUUUAAUUAAUAUUACACUUGGACAUCUUCACCCAGUCUUUGUGCUUUUUGAUUGAUUUUCAAGCAAAUCAAAUAAAAAGCAGUGUAACAUGAUUUUAUUUAAUCUCCCCAUGGUUAUUAUUUAGAAUUGAUUAAUCCCUAUGAAUUGUAUAAGGGCACAAUUAGAUCUGCUGGACUGUUUAGGUUAUAUUCGGUACCCUAUACAGCUCACUUAUUCCCUGCAAAUCUUGAAUGGAUGCGGUUCUUUGGCACAGCCGAGAAUUUUCCACCCAGGAGGGGGGAGGGAGGAGGUGUAACGUGCCAAUCUGAGGCUAAAGUGCACAGAAUACAAAUCCGCCUGCGAAGCUUUGAGGCCAGAAAACAUUUGACGCUUUCAGAAUAUUUUGAAUAAGCCAUCAUUGUCCAAAUUAUCCACUGAUGUUUACAGUAUCGGUUUACUUUUUAAAGAGGGUGCUUAUUUUCUAUCUAUGCAAUUAGUGGGUUUCCAACAGUGUUGUGAUAUUAUGAUAAUAGCAAUGUGUGUAAAAACCACAAGCAGUUGUCCUAAACUGUGUAAAAAAAAAAAAGUGUACAGAAUUUGGAAACUGUUAUGGUUUGUUACAUAUUUAUGCAUAAUAAAA